CCUCGAGGUAAAGGAUCCUCCAAUAACCACCAAAAGAUAGUGGGAAAAAGGGCCACUUUCCUCACACUCGCCGUCGGGUCGACUUGAGAAGCUAAUAUCCCAUUAAAAUUCACUCUUACGUACCUGCCUCUUCACCUCCUUUUCCCUGUUAAUUUCGGCCUUAAUGAGAGGAGUGUUUUCGCCCGCAGGAAACGAGGAGACGGGUCGGGGGGCCGAGAGGAGCGUCUCAGUCAUCCUUGAGGGCGAGGAGGCGGAGCUCGUGUUCAUCCGCCUGCAGGAGAUCACGCAGGCCAUCGCGCGAGAAGGCCACGCGGACGGCUGGGUGGUCGUGUAUGCCAUCAACGACCGCGAGAGCUUCAAGACGGCGUCGACGGUGCUGGGUCGUGUGUGGUCGUUGGGUCACGUGACUCAGAGAGCGGUGAUCCUCGUGGCCAACAAGACCGACCUUCAGCGCACUCGGGUCGUCACCACGUCGGAGGGGCGCACUCUGGCCAUGACCUACGAGUGCAAGUUCAUCGAAGUGAGCGCCGGCAUCGAUCACAACGUGGAUGAGCUUCUCGUCGGCAUCUUGACCCAGAUCCGCCUGAAGAACCAGGUCCUGAGCAGCGAGAACCAGGAGGCGCCGGGGUCGGCUCCCGAGGGCUCACCCACCGCCACGCAACAGAGGACGCGCCACAAAAACAGUUUUCGAGUCAAGGGCAUCCUGAAUAAACUCUUGAACAAAGACCGCAAAACCAAGUCGUGUGAGAAUCUGCACGUGUUGUGAGGUUCGAGUA
This is a messenger RNA of Penaeus monodon (black tiger shrimp), 776 nucleotides long. RefSeq names its product GTP-binding protein RAD-like. Lineage: Eukaryota; Metazoa; Arthropoda; Malacostraca; Decapoda; Penaeidae. Gene Ontology annotation, cellular component: plasma membrane. The record is from RefSeq and is a predicted model, not a curated record. Bases 164 to 766 code for a protein of 200 amino acids. The transcript is spliced from 4 exons. Gene Ontology annotation, molecular function: calcium channel regulator activity; GTP binding; GTPase activity.